Molecule: messenger RNA, 1761 nt
Organism: Leishmania mexicana MHOM/GT/2001/U1103
Lineage: Eukaryota; Euglenozoa; Kinetoplastea; Trypanosomatida; Trypanosomatidae
Exons: 1
Coding region: 1-1761 (586 amino acids)
Molecular function (GO): RNA binding
Source: RefSeq, a predicted model, not a curated record
AUGAUGGCCGGUCAAGCCGCUGGCGCGGAUUCCUUCUGCAAAUGGCACAGCGGAGGCACGGUGUCAUCCGCUGUGGCCCCGCCUGCUGGCGCUGCGGGAGCGGCAGGCAGCAUGAGCACCUCCCUGAACGGCGCCCCUGGUCAGCCGGCGAGCGUUAUGCCCCUCGGCGGCGCCGGCUCCUUCUAUUUCUCGUUCUGCGGCACGGACGGGCUCAUGAUUGGCGACACAGCUGACGCGAACCUGAGCACCACCUACGCCAACACCGUCGCGACCCCAACCUUCAGCGCAAUCAACGCCAGCGCCAAUAGUCGACCCGCAAGCUUCACCACCCCUGGUACCACUGUGGCGAGCGCAAUGCAGCUGGCGGCGGGGAAUCUCGAGCACUUCUACGGCAUUCCCACCCCGAGCGCGCCGAAUCGCGCCGACUACGCGGCCUCCAGCGCCGCGAGCAACUGCAGCAGCACCAGUGAUCACCACGGGGGCGAACGAGGCACAGCGCCGCCGCCGCCGAUGAGCACUGGCUCGCAACAGCUCACGAACAACGCGCUGCCGCAGGGCGGGGUCCAGAAGGAUGUGCUGGCGCUCAUGGCCGCCGAGCAGCAGCAGCAGAAGUUUGUGCUGCAGCAGCGCAACGUCUAUAUGUCUGGAUUGCCGGUCAACUUCCGCCCCUCUGCCUUCCGCGCGAUGUGCGGGGUCUUUGGCCGCAUCGAGUCCUCGAAGCUCUGCAUGGAGGCGGAUGACUCCAGCCGGUGUCGCGGAUUCGGUUUCGUGCUCUUCUACGACGUGGAAAGCGCGAACUCGUGCAUCUCAUCGCUGAACGGAAAGGUGAUGCAGGGCCGCACGCUGCAGGUGCGCCGUGCCGACCUCUCCGCCGCACCGCAGCCGCUGCACCCGGUGACGCAGCGCAACCGCACUGGCUCUGGUCUGGUGACUCCGCCGAUACUGGGGCAGCAGACGGCACCGACCGAGAUGCCGCCCGCACCAGCGACGGCCGCCUUCCCUCUCUACAGCCCGCACCCGCCUACUGUUGGCCAGUCAAGCGUGGAACCGGUCGUCAUGUCGGCGGUACCCUUCACCUUCGCGACUCCCACUGGCGUCGCACCACCGCCCGGAUCGCUCAUUCAUAAGUCGACGUCGACCACUGCCUCUUUCCCUCUUGGCACCAACGCAUCGGCUUCCAGUUCGCUUGGCGCCACCUCGACGCCGACAGUGGUUUACGCCUCAAACAGCACGAUGCUCUCCACUAUGCGAGGGGGUGUACCUGUGAUGCAACUCUUCACGGCGGUCCCACCGAGUGGCGCGCCCGCGAUGGGCCCGCAGCCGCCCUCGGUGAUGUCGCACACGUCACUCAGCAGCCGCGAUGGCGCUACCCCGCACACCGAAACUCCCUCGAGUGUGGCAAGUUCCAGUGCACCGAUCGGCUUCUCCGCCUCUCAGCACCUCAUCCAGCUCCAGGCGCCGACUGCGCAACAGCAGCAACAGCAGAAUCUCCCGCAGCACUCCAUCCAGUUAAAGCCACAGCCCCCGAUGCACCCACCCGCGCAGCCACAGCGACCGAUGAGCGUCUGCGCGAACGUGGCAAUUUACCGCCCACUCGAAACGGCCUCGAGCGCCGGCAACCUUAACCUCAACCCAAGCGCUGGUUGCAGCGCGAUGGCGAGCGCGUACAGCGCCAACGGCAACGUUCUGCAAGACUACCUUAUGGGAGUGGACCCGAACACGUCCUCCUCCAAUAUCUUCUACUUUAUCUCCCCGCCGUAG